AUGCACGAGUACGCUCAUGACCAUGCAUAUUCAAACAAUAAACGCGGUGUCCUGGUUACUGGGAUGCCUGGGAUUGGUAAAUCAGUGUUUCUUCUCUAUUUUCUGGCGAAAACAUUAGCUCGCAAACAACCCGUAUGCAUCCAUAUCUAUAAACGGACAUUUGCCAUUGUUGGACCCAAAGCGACAGAUGUGUACAUUGUUCCCAACUCUUCUGAAGCCUUGGGACCUGGAAAUCUGUUCGACGUGCUUUUCCUGAUAGACAUGGACUGGACUGGUGCAGACGUCCCCGAAUUCAUGUGGAAUCAGUUCUACCAGGUUGGAGUGUCUUCCCCGAACCCACGGUUAAAACGACUUCAUACUUGGCAAAAGGAAAUUUGCAUCACUUCUAUGGUGAUGAACCCACCCGGUGUUGUGGACGUUGUCAGCAUGUAA
Marasmius oreades (fairy-ring Marasmius) is the source of this 432-nucleotide messenger RNA. RefSeq lists its product as uncharacterized. The record is from RefSeq and is a predicted model, not a curated record. The transcript has 2 exons. Lineage: Eukaryota; Fungi; Basidiomycota; Agaricomycetes; Agaricales; Marasmiaceae. The coding region runs from base 1 to 432 and encodes 143 amino acids.